CGUUCUGUCAUUCGUUGCGGACAGUAGCCAACUAUCGGCUCUUUACACGACGACAACAGCGACUACUGCUACUCCUACUGCCAUUGAUGGCUCUACCGUUCCCUCGAAAGCGUUUGUGGAGCCAGAGUGGGAGCAGCUACGGGUAAUACCGAUAGAAUUUACACCUUCCGGCUUGCUUUCUUUUCCGUGUGCCACCUAUUGCGUUUGUUCUGUCGCGUUCUUCUUCUCAAUCAGAGUCGCACUGAAAGACAGACAACUCAGGAAAACCCUUAAAUGUUUCUGGAAGUGCGUGAGAGGUUCGUUGCAACGCUUGGUGGUCGGCUAGUAGUAACCAGACGACUUUGUUAUACGGUUAGAAACUACAUGGUUGUUACGGGCUGGAUUGUCUCAUCGUUGGCUAACUGGCAGACUAACUAAAUAGUAACAAGGCAAAAAUAAGGGGGAGCAGUGAACGAUUUUCGGCUGCUUAUACUUGCUUCCAGAUCUCUGCCGUCUGUCGGCAACAUUACAAUCGGCUCAUGGUCUAGCUGUUGGUGCGUGCUAUGGAUUUGUGAAGCUAACUGGCUCGAGUGAUACAUUACGUCGAUUGAACACGACGAUACAACGAACGACACGGCUAUGGUCGUUAGCUAAAGAUUUCACUCUAAUUCCAAGUUCCUUCUCAUGUAGCAAUCGUUGAGAUUGAUUCAAGGUUGCAGUCGCGUUGUACGGUGGCAUUGGGCUGAGUUCGACUGUGAGCGUAAGCGAGUAAUCCAAGUUGUCAAUAAGUUGCCCCCUGUGGUAUUCCUAAGAAGAAUAGUGGUUACAUGUGGAUAUCGUUAGAAGCUGGUACAGGACGUGCAAUUGUCAGUUGUUAAUGAAUCGCUUCUGAGCAAUAGCAAACAUAACAAUUUGCUCUUGAUCAAUCAUUCACGUCUACCCUACGUCAGAACACGAACAGACAGAGUACGAAAUCGAAGCUCAAAAAAGUUAUAUGCGGGACAGCGGUAAAGACUCAGAAUUCAAUCGAGUAUCAUCCAUUAAGCAGCGAGCAGUAAAUACAUAGUUUCCCUCAAAGGAUAAUGCUAUACAUGAAAAACGUAAGACCUUGAAAGCAUGACAGUAAAGGUAAUGGGACCAUUGGAAUGGAAGACUACGAAUCGGUGCUUUUGGUAAAAAACGAGGUAUUUAUCUACAAGAUUCCUCCUCUAACAACAAAUAAAGGCUAUAAGGCAUCGGAUUGGCGUUUGGAUCAGCCGGACUGGACGGGACGUCUGAAGCUUAUUGCCAAGGGAACCGAUUGUUGUCUUAAGCUUGAAGAUAGGAGCACCGGCGAACUGUUUGCCAAAUGUCCGAUUGAAGAAUAUCCGGGAGUGGCGAUCGAGACCGUAACGGAUUCAUCUCGUUACUUUGUUGUACGACUGAAGGACGAUGAUGGACGAACAGCAUUUAUUGGAUUAGGUUUCGCUGACCGGAGCGACUCAUUUGACUUGAAUGUGGCCCUACAGGACCAUUUUAAGUGGGUACACAAAAGCAAGGAAGAAGAUGCUAUCGCAUCUCAAGACAACGGUGCCGCCGCGCCUGCACUUGAUCUUGGCUUUAAAGAAGGUCAAACAAUUAAAAUCACCUGCAAUUUCAGCAAGAAAUCAGGCAGUGUCAGCAGCCGACCCCGCGGCGAACGUGCUACUGGAACCGGAACCGCCGGCAUCUUGUUGCCACCUCCACCUAGUGGUAUAAAACUUCCUGCACCAGGAGGGAAGAGCACGGCAUCACCGGCGUUAUCUGCUGGUACGAUAGCAUCUCCGCCUACGGCUGCGUCGAGUAAUCUUCGUCCCGUACCUACAACUGCUCCAGCGACGACUAAUAUGACGGGUUCUACAACGAACGCCGGGGAUAACUGGAUUCAGUUCUAAAUUAAAUAAGACGAGAUGACGUAAAGAAUUUGAUGUGACAGUCAUUCAAAAUCUUUUUUUUAGCACCUCUAUCUAAAACAUGCGCAAUGAAGGAGGUGUUUUUUAAAGGUUAUAUAUGCAUAAGGAUCAAAAUUUAUUUUAUAUACAAGAAAAUAUUGUCGUCCAUGGCAACUGAGGCAGAAAAAAAUGAUUCAUAGUUUACUGUGCGUCGGUGUCGACUGUAGAAGUACAUCUGACAAAAUAAGUGGUCAUACUCACCAGGACCCAUUGUUAUAGGUGGUCAUUAAAUUGACAUUGACUAGGUUGAGUACGAUGGCAACGCUUUAUGCUGCCCACGUUUGGUAUGACAUUUUCUUUCAUUAACAACAAUAACAGCUUAUGGCAAGCGAAAUAAAGUCCACAAAAAAUAAAUUCCAAAAAAAGUAAACGGCCUACAGAAAUGAGGAAAGUUUUUGCUAUAACGAUAACAACAAAAAGAAGGAUAUGUUCAAACAGCGGUACAAUGUCGAAAGUCAAGAUAUAUUUUUUUCGCUGACAGUUGCAAGCACUUAGGUAAAUCACUAUUAUUCAGUAUUCAUUCAUAGUGUAAGAGUUAUAGCGUGCGUUUUAAUGCUCAUACGUGACAUCGCUUGUUGUAGAAAGAUAAUGCAUGUUAGCUCUUCCAUGUGUGCUUCUUUUCCACGUUUACAAUAUUUUUCAAUUAAUUAUUCGGGACAGCCAACCGUAUUUGUAUAAAGCUACUAAAGCAACUGUUUUCGAUUAUUGGUUUCUUAAGAUUUGCUACUUCAGCGUAACUAUGGCCUUACUUCACUUUUAUGUAUUAGAAUUUGAUUAUUUAACGUAUGUCUUAUAUACCUACCUUGGUCAUGAAAAAACGAGGUUCUUCAUAUCUAUAUAAUCUGGAAGUCCAAUGUAAUAACUUGCUGCAGUAAACGCAUCGAAAAGUCAUUGAAAAAGUCAAUUAAGCAAUGGGGUGAUUGAUUCGACCAGCAGGUCAUUUUCCGAGUGUGCAGAUGGCCAGGAAAAGACGAGUUGAAGAUAAACGCAGUCAAAUGAGAAAUAAUGACGAGCGGAAAGAGAAGAAGUCUGCGUCAAUACACACUUAUCCUAUCACAACUAAUUGUACACGUAUUUCUACAGCGCCGAUGUAAGGUGUAGAACACCACCCGUAAUAAUAUGCCCCUGUUUAAAUAGACCCGUAUCCAGUGAGAAUAAGCAAGUACCGGUAGCUUGGAAAUGAGAGCAAGUGAUAACUCUUAGGUUUACGAAAAAGGGGAAGGUUGUCGACUGCAAGUCCAUUUUAGCGUUCUUGUAUUACUAACCGCCAUAUAUAUGGAGCUGAGACGAAAACUUAUAGGUAUUAUGGUAACAUUCGCCAUUCGAGAUAAGCAGUGCUCGCUCCUUUAGCGAAAGAAUUAGUAUUGAAAAACUUAUUCUCCAGCUGGAGAUACAGCCCACCCAAUUCGUAUUGAUUCUGUCGUUAUGCGCUUUCCCGGCAUUCUUUAUGUUCCGCAAACUAUGUGCAAUUUUGUAUGACAAGACAGCAGGAAUAAUGCUUCAGUAUUAAUAGAAUGUACUGGAAAUAUAUAUAUAUAUAUAUAUAUGUACUUGUAGGUAUAGUGAUAUAUACCAGGCGAUAUAGUGUGAGCCAACCUUAUAAGCAUGUAAGCAGAAAGAUCCUGUAUUUUAUCGUUACUUCAUUAGUAUCGUUGUAAUUGAUUUUGAAUUAGUGCUCCGUUUAUAUACGCUGAAGUGUGAUAGUGUGAUAUAGGACUAUGAAAAAGAUCUUAAGUUUUUAAGGGAAUGUCAAACUUCACGACAAAAAUUAUAACGCUUAGCGCUAUUGCGCAUUUGUGGGCAGCGCGUGAGAGAAUGCUACAAGACACGUAGGCUGUUGCAUAACAAAACGUAUAACUUAAGAUUCUAGUGAGUUGCAAUUGCAAUUAAUGCAUAUAUUAGAGUAAUAUUAAGUGACUGAUAUAGCUUAACUUACUUGUGCAAACAAAAAAUAUAGUUUAUAGUAUUAACAUCACUGUAAAUGGCAGUAUAUGGAUUACUGAUACCAAUGGCUCAAUCAACGAAACGUAGAAUAAUAAUCGUACAUUUAUUAUGAUUACUGGUUAAGACUGAUUUCCAGCGAAAAAAGGCUGUUUGGCUAGUAUAUUAUCGUUGGGUCAAUAAUGUAACGCAUAUAUCUAUAUAUAUUUGUUCUGAUUUAGUGACGGACUAUUCAAUCCUCCGCAAUGAAUCUUCCGAUGAAAGGCAACUGCAAAUGAGCAUCAGCAAACGAACAGCAGGUUGAUUAUUUUUAUUCAAGUUAGUACAUCAGUAGUGACUUAAGGAUAAAACAGUCGAACACCAUAAAAUAACCAAGAACGCCAACGAAGAAAACGAGAAACUGGAGACGAAAAAGAGGUGACUAUAAUAACAACAAUAUUAAUAAAAAAUAAAAUAGCAUAAUAAAAUGCUACGGUAAACAUGAUA
This is a messenger RNA of Varroa destructor (honeybee mite), 4376 nucleotides long. Its product is annotated as NECAP-like protein CG9132. Gene Ontology annotation, biological process: endocytosis. The record is from RefSeq and is a predicted model, not a curated record. Gene Ontology annotation, cellular component: clathrin vesicle coat; membrane. NCBI's taxonomy places the organism in Eukaryota, Metazoa, Arthropoda, Arachnida, Mesostigmata, Varroidae.